Molecule: messenger RNA, 3115 nt
Organism: Humulus lupulus (European hop)
Lineage: Eukaryota; Viridiplantae; Streptophyta; Magnoliopsida; Rosales; Cannabaceae
Product: isoamylase 2, chloroplastic-like
Exons: 2
Coding region: 218-2893 (891 amino acids)
Biological process (GO): starch biosynthetic process
Molecular function (GO): isoamylase activity
Source: RefSeq, a predicted model, not a curated record
UAGAUAACAUUUUGCAGAAAACGACACUCCACGCUGACUCUCUUUCUCUCUCCUCUGUCUUCUUCUCUACUUUUUGGGUCUCUCACUCACUCUCAUAAAGAAAUGGCACUCAAUGUCACUAUGCUCACUCGUCCUCUUACUUUGCAGAUCUUACGCUACACUCUUUGCGCUAGAAGAGUCUUGUUCUGAAACUAUUUGGUAAAUUUUGUCACAGCUGAUGGCAAGUCUUUCCCCAUCAGCUGCAAUAUGUUAUGGGUGUGUGAACUGUGGAACUCCUAAAUCAUCUAAGCUGCAACAUGCCAAUCGUAUAUUAUGUAGAGACACAGUUAUGAACACCUUAGUGAAAAUGAAUGCGGAAAAAAUGCUACUUUAUGGGCAAAGCACACCAAAUUCAAAUUUUAGAAAUGCUUCCUUGAGGAAUACUAAUUUGGAAGUGAAUGCUACAUCACGGAUGUCUAUGUCUAUUCCAGUUAAGCAAAGAUUUUCAGCAAAGAAUGAAGUUGAAGAACUAGAUGAUAAGGUAUCAUCUUAUCUCUUCAGGGCAGAAAUUGGUGCGAUGGUGAAAGUUCUUGUCAAAAAGAAAGGUGUUAAUUGUGCUGUGCAGAUUGAAGUUUCGUCCUUACAAUUGUCUAAUAGUGAUGAUAGCCUGAUUCUAUAUUGGGGCAUAUAUAGAGGUGAUUCAUCAAAUUUCAUGCCUAUAGAAUUUAAUACUUCGGCCCCUGAUAACAACAAAACUAUUGAAACUCCAUUUUUCAAGACUUCUUUUGGCAGGUUUGUGAUAGAGAUGGAAUUUGAGGCUGAAAAUACCCCCUGCUAUCUCUCUUUUCUUUUGAGAUCUCCAAUUGGUAAUGAUUCAAGUGACUUAGAAAUAAGAAGUCAUAGGAAGACAAAUUUUUGUGUUCCCCUUGGUUUUGAUUCAGGCUACCCAGCUCCUUUGGGUCUCUCCUUUUUACACGACGGUUCCAUGAAUUUUUCCAUUUUUUCCAGAAAUGCAGAAAGUGUGGUUUUAUGCUUCUAUGAUCACACCAAAGCUGAUAAUCCUUCUUUGGAGCUUGAUCUAGACCCAUAUGUAAAUCGAUCAGGUGAUGUUUGGCAUGCUUCUUUCAAUAGUGUUUGGAAUUUUGUGAGCUAUGGUUAUCGAUUGAAGGGGACAAAUCUAGAGGGAAGGAAAGAUAUUUUGGAAUCUUCACGUGUAAUUUUGGAUCCAUAUGCCAAGAUCAUUAGGAGUUCUACUUCUGAUGAUCAUGGAACUGGGCCAAAGUAUCUUGGACAGUUGUCCAAGGAACCUGGUUUUGACUGGACUGAUGAUAUUCAUCCUAACUUACCAUUGGAGAAACUAAUGGUGUAUCGAUUAAAUGUGAAACGAUUUACUGAUCACAAGUCUAGUCAGCUACUUCACGACAUAGCAGGUACCUUCUCUGGUUUGACUAAAAAGUUGGGGCAUUUUAAAGAUCUGGGUGUUAAUGCAGUUUUGUUAGAGCCUGUUUUCCCAUUUGACAAGCAAAGGGGGCCAUAUUUUCCCUGUCAUUUCUUUUCACCUAUGAAUAUUUAUGGACCUUCUGGUGGCACUGUGUCUGCUAUAAAUUCUAUGAAGGAGAUGGUUAAGAAAUUGCACGCUGAUGGGAUUGAGGUCCUACUGGAAGUGGUUUUCACUCAUACUACUGAAAAUGGAGCACUUCAAGGAAUUGAUGAUUCAUCCUAUUAUUUGAAUGGGGUUGAGGAUCGGGAACCAUUAACUGCUUUGAAUUGUAAUUUUCCCAUUGUGCAACAAAUUAUAUUGGACAGUCUUCGGCACUGGGUGACAGAGUUUCAUAUUGAUGGUUUUUGUUUCAUAAAUGCAUCUUCUCUGGUGCAAGGGUCUCGUGGAGAGCACUUAUCCCGCCCUCCUUUGGUUGAAGCAAUUGCUUUUGAUCCUCUACUCUCAAAGACAAAGAUCAUAGCAGACUGCUGGGAAUCCCAUGAUGUGGUGCCAAGAGAAACAGCACCUUUUCCCCAUUGGACGAGGUGGGCAGAAAUGAACAUGAAAUUCUGUUUUGAUGUUAGGAACUUUCUGCGAGGUGAGGAACUUCUUAGCAGCCUUGCUACACGACUUUGUGGGAGUGGGGAUAUUUUUUCAGAAGGGCGGGGUCCAGCAUUCUCUUUCAAUUUUGUUACCAGAAAUUCUGGACUUCAUCUUGUGGACCUUGUCAGCUUCAGUGGUGAUGAGUUAGCUUAUGAAUUAAGUUGGAAUUGUGGGGAAGAAGGUCCUACAACCAAUACCCUUGUCCUUGAAAAUCGGCUUAAACAAAUCCGUAAUUUCCUAUUUGUCUUGUAUGUUUCCUUAGGUGUUCCUGUUCUGAAUAUGGGAGAUGAGUGUGGACAAACCUCUGGUGGUUCUAUUGCCUGUAGUGAUAGAAAAUCAUUUGAUUGGAAUGCAUUGAAAACAGAUUUUGGCUGUCAAGUUACGCAGUUUAUCUCAUUUCUGUGCUCUUUGAGGCAACGGAGAAGUGACCUUCUUCAGAAGAGGAAGUUCUUAAAAGAAGAAAACAUUGAAUGGCACGGAUGUGAUCAGUCUCCGCCAAAAUGGGAAGAACCAACCUCCAAAUUCCUUGCCAUGCGUUUAAAAGCUGAUGAAGAAAAAGUGGAGAACCAAACAACAGCUGAACCUGAAUCUGAAUCUGAAUCUUCAAAGGGUGAUUUGUUCAUAGCCUUCAAUGCAGCUGACCAUUCAGAGAGUGUUUUUCUACCUACGCCAGCAGAAGGAACAGUGUGGCACAGAUUGGUUGACACAGCUCUUCCAUUCCCGGGGUUUUUCUCAGCAGAUGGUGAGCCUGUCAUUACGCAGAAGGCAGGAUUAUUUGCUUAUGAAAUGAAGUCCCUCAGUUGUACUCUUUUUGAAGCCAUAAGUGAGUAGUGGAAGUGGAGUACGCUUGGCUCUGGCGCAUUAGUUUGUUAUUGCUUUGAUGCCAUCCAAAUUUGAUCAUUUUCAUAUAGAUUAUACUUUGAAUGCUGAAAUAAGCAUGCAAGUGCAGUAGAGUAUUUGAGUUAAUAAUAGCACAUUGUUCAAAUCUCAGUUUGUAAAUCUUAUAUAAAGUUCAUUUUUUUAGUAAAGAUUAUUGUUCAUUUUUUUUUAGCA